GGCAGCCACCAAAGCGCUGAGGGGAGCCCUUCCAAGUGUGGUUGUCUGGACCCCAAGCCCUUCUCCACGAUGUCCUGUAACCACACGUCCAUUGAGACUUUUGAAUACCUGCUGCUGAACGGAAGCAACGUGUCAGACUCUGGUGUGACCCUGCCAGCUGCACCCCUCCGGGUGUGCUUGGCAGUUAUCAUGAUGCUGAUGAUUGUGGUCGGAUUCCUCGGCAAUUCUGUCGUCUGCAUCAUCGUGUAUCAGAGGCCAGCCAUGCGUUCAGCCAUCAACCUGUUGCUGGCCACACUGGCCUUCUCCGACAUCAUGCUGUCCUUGUGCUGCAUGCCCUUCACUGCUGUCACCCUGAUCACCGUCCACUGGCACUUUGGGGAUUAUUUUUGCCGGCUCUCAGCCACUCUAUACUGGUUUUUUGUUCUGGAGGGCGUGGCUAUCCUGCUCAUCAUCAGUGUGGACCGCUUUCUCAUCAUCGUCCAACGCCAGGACAAGCUGAACCCGCAGAGGGCCAAAGUGAUCAUCGCCGUGUCCUGGGCACUGUCCUUCUGUGUCUCGGCUCCUUCACUGGCCAGCUGGACCAUUGUGGAGGUGCCAGCACGGGCCCCCCAGUGCGUGCUGGGCUACACGGAGUUUCUGGCCGGCCGUGCCUACGUGGUAACGCUGGUGGUGGCUGUGUUCUUUGUGCCCUUUGGCAUCAUGCUGUGUGCCUACCUGUGCAUCCUGCACACAGUCCGGAAGAACACCAUUCGCGUCCACAACCAGUCUGACAGCCUGGACCUGAGGCAGCUCACCAGGGCCGGCCUGAGGCGGCUCCAGCGGCAGCAGCAGGUCAGCCUGGACUUGAGUUUCAAAACCAAGGCCUUCACUACCAUCCUCAUCCUCUUUGUGGGCUUUUCACUGUGCUGGCUGCCUCACUCAGUCUUCAGCCUCCUGUCAGUGUUCAGCAGGAGGUUCUACUGCAGCCCCUCCUUCUACAUCACCAGCUCCUGCGUCCUAUGGCUCAGCUACAUCAAGUCUGUCUUCAACCCCAUCGUCUACUGCUGGAGGAUCAAAAAAUUCCGCGAGGCCUGCAUAGAGUUGCUGCCCCAGACUUUCCAAAUCCUCCCCAGAGUGCCUGAGAGGAUCCGAAGGAGAAUCCAACCAAGUACCAUCUACACGUGCAAUGAAAACCAGUCUGCUGUCUAG
Pteronotus mesoamericanus is the source of this 1188-nucleotide messenger RNA. It is a transcript of the gene GPR45, whose product is annotated as G protein-coupled receptor 45. The transcript has a single exon. Lineage: Eukaryota; Metazoa; Chordata; Mammalia; Chiroptera; Mormoopidae. Gene Ontology annotation, biological process: G protein-coupled receptor signaling pathway. Gene Ontology annotation, molecular function: G protein-coupled receptor activity. The coding region runs from base 70 to 1188 and encodes 372 amino acids. Gene Ontology annotation, cellular component: membrane. The record is from RefSeq and is a predicted model, not a curated record.